CAGCACUCCAGCAGGUAUGUUUACCCUUCCCUCAUCGGCAUUCCUGAGUGUGUUUCACCAAGGGAACGGAUUGAGAGAAGAAUAAGAGGUGGGAGGCCUGCACCACCACAAGUAGGACUGACUGAGUGUCAGGGAGGUGUUACAGAAUGUCGGAGGAAGUGGAAGUGCUCUCUGGGAACACCCUUUCAGAAGAAGUUGAGAAAGUGGUGGAGAAGAUUAGCAACACUACAGUGGAAUUUCGUGUGCCAAGAAUCAACUGUCCUGAGCAUAUUAUAUUGGUAGUGGAUGUGUGGGAGGUGGGAAACACACCCUACAGACUUGCUGAUGGGUCAAAGUUCUCAGCACUGUACAUGGUGAAGCGGGCACUUACCCUCUUUCUGCAAAACAAACAUGCUAUUGAUGCAAGACAUAAGUUUGCUUUGGUGUUGCUACAUGACAUACCAGUGUGGGUUAGCGACUUCACAAGUGAUCCUCGGAAAAUCAUCUCUGAUUUAGAAUUGGCUGAAGAGAGACCAGCUACCACCCACUGUGACUUGAGCCUGGUGUUUGAACUUAUUGCACACCAGAUCUCCCUCCCCAAAUGCUCCAAUCCAUCUGUUGUGCCUCCUCCUCAUAUGUAUAGGACCAUUUUCAUUUAUGGAAGGUCACACUGUCUGCCACAAUUUCUACAAGGAAAGGAGCUCUUCUCUCACCUCACCCAGAGCCCUCACUUUGUCCUUGAUGUUUUGUACACACAUGAAUCACCCUCAGACAACAACAAGUGUGAAGGCAUAUUUGACUUGCUUUGUGGCCUUGAUGAAGGAGGCUGGAGCUAUGUGCUGGAGGUUUCCCGCAAUGCUACAAAGCUUCACAACUACUUUGGCACUCUCCUGGCGCAUCCCUUCCAGCGCCCCAUACAGAAGGAUAUCAAUUACACUCUUGUUCCAAAGGAUUGAUGAUUGAAUUUAGAAUUUAAGUUGUAACAUACCACAAGGUAUGAAUUUUUUUAUACCAAAGGAAUGAUAUUUGUCACGAUAACUGAUCUAAGUCACCUUUGGGACAACAUGCACUCCUAGCCUUUGUAUGCUGUGCCAAAUGGUUAGAGAUUUAUAUUUUUUUAUGAAUACUUUUUUUUUUUUUUUUUUUUUUUUUUUUUAAGACUAUAAUUUUGCUUGAUUAUAAGAUAUCAAAACUAUAUAAAUUAGAUUUGAAUCAAGAUUCUUCCCAGUUUAUAAAAUGAUCUUGAAUUCAUGGUUGUACUGUAACUGUGCAUUUAAUAUCUUCAAUGCAUAAAUAAAAGGAUUCUUGACUGCAAAAGCUUUUUA
Molecule: messenger RNA, 1304 nt
Organism: Portunus trituberculatus (swimming crab)
Lineage: Eukaryota; Metazoa; Arthropoda; Malacostraca; Decapoda; Portunidae
Product: BRISC and BRCA1-A complex member 1-like
Biological process (GO): mitotic G2 DNA damage checkpoint signaling; double-strand break repair; protein K63-linked deubiquitination
Cellular component (GO): nuclear body; BRISC complex; BRCA1-A complex
Source: RefSeq, a predicted model, not a curated record